AAUCAAUAUGCCAAAAGAAAUGACAAAAUAUACACGAUUAGAGAAUAUGUUAAAUGAGAAUUAUCAUAAUACUUUUGAAACGUUUCAAAGCGAAUUAAAUGAUAUUUCUCAAAAAUAUUUCAAAUGGACAGAAGAUAUGUUAACAUUGGUUCAUACGAAAAAAGAAAGAAAACGAAAUAUGCAAAGAAUUAGCGAAGAAAAAACAGAAUUUAACAACGAAAAAGAUAAGCGUGUAACACGAAAAGCGUCCAAAACAGCUGAAGUAGAGAUUAAAAAAGAAAAACGGUCCGUACAACAUGAUCAAAACAAUUCUAAACUGGUAAAGGAAAAUAAAGAAAAUGAAUUUCCAAGGGAUGUUGACGUUCGAAUAACUAGACAAAAUAAAAAUUCAAAAACAUUCAAUUUGAACAAUAGUUUAUUAACGGUUGUUGUAAAACAAGAACCGGAAGAUCAGGAUCAUGGAAAUAAAAUUGCAAAGACUACAAAUUCAGCAAAGAGUAAAAAAUUAUCGAAUUCAAGUAAUUUUGACGAGAAUCUGAACAAUAGUUUAGUAAAGGUUGUUGUAAAACAAGAACCAGAUAAGGAUCAUAGAAAUAAACCAGCAAAAACUACAGCGAGAAAUUCAAGAAACAAAUCGAAUUCAAGUAAUUAUGACGAGGAUGUUCAAAUUCAAAAUUUAGAACCAGAAUUAGUCAUACUUAAUGACAGUUUAGAAGAAACUGUUAAUAAUGCCCCAAAAAAUAAUCUUAAAUCAAUUGAAAAGAAUGCAUUCAAUAAAAAUUCAAAUUUGCAAAGUAAUGGAAUUGUAGAAAAUUUAAGUGAAGAAUUACAUCAAAAAUUCACUGAAAGUAAGGGCCAUAAUAUGGCUACACAAAUUUUGAAUAAGGUUCUGAUGCAAGUUUUAGAUAAAAGUUCAGGAAGAGUUGGCGCGUCAAACUGUAGGACGCCGAUCAAAGAAUCAAAUGGAAAAACAUCUUAUUUGAAAAAUCAACAAUUAUUAUUUAAUCCGUUGGAUUCAGUUAAGAAAAAAGUUGAAGCUUUGGAGAAAUUAAACUCAGGUGAACUUAAUUAUACACCUUUAAAAACUACCAGAGUUACUCGAACCAAAACUAAAGCACUUCAACUGAAUGAUGAAAGUAAAGACAAGUUCAUUGAAAAGGAUUCUAUGAAAUCAAAUGUAAAUAAUAUAAUAUCACGUCUUCAAGAUAAACAACCUACAGACGCCGAAAGAAUAUUAAAAAAAGAUACAAAAAAGAAAAAUGGAGUUUCUGUCACAAAAGUCGUAGAACACAUAUCGAAGAGCGAACCAUUGAAGAGGUCAUUACGAACACGAACUGUUCAAGUAAAUAAAGAAAGUGAAAUAUUGAAAAAAACAAAACCAGUUGAAAAAAAGAAUGAUAAAAAAAAUGAAGCAAAACGGAAAAGAAUAAUUAAAAAAUCCCAACAAAAUGAAAACAAUACGGAAAUUAAAAAAAUGAAAAUUAAAGAAUCGAAAUCAACUGUAAAAACUGAAAAGUUCAUAAAAUCUAAAACAGUUUUAGAUAUUAAUACUGAUGAUGAAACUGAAGAUGAAGAAAAUACAAAGCGUACGAUACCAAUGUGGAGUAAACCCAUGUACCGUCAAAUUCAAUUAGAUAAACAAUUUUAUAUUCCAAGAAAUAUUUGUGAUACUCUGUUUGGAUCAAAACCAACCAGUAUUAAUUUAAAAGAUCUAUUUCCUGAAAUCACUGGUAAUCGAUUGAAAAGACGAUCUAGUGCGAUUUGGACUACACCACCUCGUUAUUCUUUAAUGCCAAAAUAUUAA
This is a messenger RNA of Chrysoperla carnea, 1804 nucleotides long. RefSeq names its product inner centromere protein B-like. The transcript is spliced from 5 exons. Gene Ontology annotation, cellular component: kinetochore; midbody; chromosome passenger complex. The record is from RefSeq and is a predicted model, not a curated record. NCBI's taxonomy places the organism in Eukaryota, Metazoa, Arthropoda, Insecta, Neuroptera, Chrysopidae. Gene Ontology annotation, biological process: metaphase chromosome alignment; mitotic cytokinesis; meiotic spindle midzone assembly. Gene Ontology annotation, molecular function: protein serine/threonine kinase activator activity. The coding region runs from base 8 to 1804 and encodes 598 amino acids.